Fragaria vesca subsp. vesca is the source of this 1407-nucleotide messenger RNA. RefSeq names its product fumarate hydratase 2, chloroplastic-like. The transcript is spliced from 17 exons. Gene Ontology annotation, cellular component: tricarboxylic acid cycle heteromeric enzyme complex; mitochondrion. The coding region runs from base 133 to 1407 and encodes 424 amino acids. NCBI's taxonomy places the organism in Eukaryota, Viridiplantae, Streptophyta, Magnoliopsida, Rosales, Rosaceae. Gene Ontology annotation, molecular function: fumarate hydratase activity. The record is from RefSeq and is a predicted model, not a curated record. Gene Ontology annotation, biological process: fumarate metabolic process; tricarboxylic acid cycle; malate metabolic process.
GCAUCUGAGUCAGGAUCGUUUAGAGAGGAACGGGACACAUUCGGACCCAUAAAUGUUCCUUCAGACAAGUUAUGGGGAGCACAAACUCAGAGGUCCUUGCAGAAUUUCGACAUUGGAGGCGAGCGGGAACGAAUGCCUGAACCUAUUAUUCGGGCCUUUGGCAUCCUCAAAAAAUGUGCUGCCAAGGUGAACAUGGAGUAUGGUCUUGAUCAAUCUAUAGGGAAAGCUAUAAUGGAAGCUGCCCAAGAAGUGGCUGAGGGAAAGCUAAACCAGCAUUUUCCACUUGUUGUGUGGCAAACUGGUAGUGGAACCCAAAGCAACAUGAAUGCCAAUGAGGUCAUUGCAAACAGAGCAGCUGAGAUACUUGGACAUAAGCGUGGUGAGAAGUUCGUGCACCCAAAUGACCAUGUCAACAAAUCACAAUCUUCUAAUGACACUUUCCCAACUGUUCAUUGCUACAUUGCAACAGCAAUGGAACUAAAUUCAAGAUUGAUACCGAGUUUGAAAGUUUUGCAUGCUGCUUUAGAUUCAAAGGCUAAUGAAUUCAAAGACAUUGUUAAAAUCGGACGCACUCACACGCAAGAUGCAACACCUUUGACUCUUGGGCAAGAGUUUAGCGGCUAUUCUACACAAGUGAUGUAUGGGAUCGAUCGAGUCAUGGGUGCUCUUCCCCGAAUGUAUCAGCUUGCACAGGGCGGCACUGCUGUUGGGACCGGAUUGAACACAAAAAAGGGAUUUGAUGUAAAGAUAGCUGCAGCGGUAGCUGAGGAAACAAAGUUACCGUUUGUUACAGCAGAAAACAAGUUUGAAGCCUUGGCGGCCCAUGAUGCUUUUGUGGAAACUAGUGGAGCCCUAAAUACAGUUGCUACUUCUCUGAUGAAGAUUGGAAAUGAUAUACGUUUCUUAGGAAGUGGUCCACGUUGUGGCCUCGGUGAACUUGGUCUUCCUGAAAACGAGCCUGGAAGCAGCAUUAUGCCUGGAAAGGUUAAUCCUACCCAGUGUGAGGCUCUCACAAUGGUUUGUGCUCAGGUCAUGGGUAAUCAUGUGGCCAUUACAGUUGGUGGAUCAAAUGGUCACUUUGAGCUUAAUGUAUUCAAACCGCUGAUGGCUAGUAAUCUUCUACACUCUCUAAGGUUACUGGGAGAUGCAUCUGUCUCAUUUGAAAAGAACUGCGUGAAAGGCAUUCAAGCCAACAAGGAAAGAAUCUCAAAGUUACUUCAUGAGUCGCUUAUGCUGGUGACAUCCUUGAAUCCUAAAAUUGGUUAUGAUAAUGCCGCAGCAGUUGCAAAGAAAGCCCACAAGGAGGGAUCGACUUUGAAGGAAGCUGCAUUGAAACUUGAUGUGCUAACUAGUGAAGAAUUUGACAGUCUUGUGGUGCCUGAGAAGAUGAUCGGUCCAUCUGACUAA